CUCGGAUCAGCACGUUGUGUGUGUGCACUGAGCGACUGAAAGCUGGGAUUUCCCCCCGGAAAUAAACUCGUGUGUAUAUAUUUCUAGAGACUGUCAUGUGACCAAAAACGAGAUUCAAAAUGGCGGCACCCAUGGAAAACGUGGCCGGUGAAAUGUCAGCAGACGAAAAGGAACUAUUCUGUCGGAUUGAAGCAACUGUACCAACUGGAUUUGAGACUACAGCAAAACUUGAAGCUCUUGAAGUAUUCAAGACUGAAGUUAAAGUUGCAAGAGGUCAUAUAGUCGUCAAGGUUCCGAUUAAGGAUGUCAAAAAGGUACUGGAACUUGGAUGUGUGGACAACUGUUUUGUUAUCAUGACGGAGAUUAAGAAAUUUCCAUUUGCUGAUGAUGAAAUGAAGUGUAUGUCACAGUUGCGGAACCUUGUACCAGAUUUGGAUUGGGAUGUGGGACUACAGGCCUGGAAUAAAGUUUAUGACUUCCCUCACUCCAUCGCCUCUCGUCCUUCUGUCAUACCAGCUGAUCUAGGAGAACCAAUCAGCACUAAGAAUAUCUUCAGACCAAAGAAACAACCAAAAGAUCGUGAUGCCAGAGAUUCUCGUAAAAAACUGUGGACAGCAAAGCGCAAGGAUAAAAAGAAACGUAAAGUAGAUGAUGUCCCAUCACCAGAAACAGACACUGUAAAGAAAGAGGAUAUUAAUGUACCGUCACAAGGGGGUCAAGGUGACAGCCAAUCAGAUGUAGGAACUGUGUCAUGUGAUGUAGAUGCAAAUGUCACAGAUAAAACUUCUACAGAAGGAAAUAUCUCUGGCGACACUGACAAAAUGGCGACAGGUUCACCACCUUCAGAAAAACCAGAUGAACCUCAGUCAUAUUUGCAAACAGAAGAAGGACCGACCAAAAAACCAAGAGUUAAAAUCACAUCCUGGGAUCCAAACAUGCCAGCAUUCCGUGUGACGUGUAAGCGAGCAGGGGCAAAUCACACGUUUGACUCUAUGUGUGCUGCUUCUAAUUUUGGGGCGGCCGUCAACAACUACUUCAACUGGAAUGUAGAUAUGAUAAAAUUUGACAUUGAGGUGGUGUUAAAUAUAAGUGAGAAUGACAUACGCGUGUGUUUGGCCCUCACCCGAGGUAGUCUACACAAGAGGAAUAUUGUCUCCUUCGGGCCCACCACUCUCCGGGCGACUAUUGCUUACAGCAUGCUACGAUUAUGUGAGAUCAAGCCUGGUGACGUUGUGUGUGAUCCGAUGUGUGGUACCGGAAGUAUACCUAUAGAGUUAGCACAAAGUUGGAAAAAUAACUUUGUCAUUGGUGGAGAUGUCUCAAAGAGAUUCCUGGCAAGAGCCGUGGAAAAUAUAGACGAUGUUAACAAAAAGAGGGCAGAAAAAGACAGGGGCACUGUAGCUGCAGAUCUGAUGCACUGGAAUGCAAAGAAACUGCCACUAAAGAAUAGUUCUGUAGACGUGUUCAUUUCUGACCUGCCAUUUGGAGUGAGGAUGGGGUCCUUUACAAAGAACUGGAAGCUGUAUGCUGACUCGAUGGAGGAGAUGGCAAGGGUCUGUACCCCUUCUACUGGACGGGCAGUUCUCUUAACCCAGGACCAGAAGUGUAUACAUAAGACUAUGGCCAUGUUCACCAAGUACUGGACCAGAAAAGCCACUGUCGGCAUCAACCAAGGUGGCCUGGCCGCGGCCGUGUAUGUCCUUGUCCGUACAGCCGAGGCCUAUUGCCGAGAACAAAAACCAGACACUGGCACUGCAAUAGGCACAAUUACAGGGGAUGAACCACAAGUCAAAAUUCCUGAGGAUAAUUGAUACGUUAUUGUCGGAAUUAGUCACUGUGAUGAGACUGAUAAUAAAGGUUUUUUGGGUUUCACAAAUACACUGUAAUAAUCCACAAACAAGUCCCCGCCCAGAAAUAAGCCUCCUUCAUUUUUUGCUAAGUCAUCAAUUUUAAAAUAAGUAAGGUAAAAGUGGUUCAGAAAUAAGCCCAGCUCCCCUAACUUCAAUACUUAACUUUUACAUUACUUUUAUUAGGGGAGGUGGCUCAUUUAAGGAUAUAUAUACAUCAUGUUAAAAUUCUGCUCCUGAUGCAGCAGUAUGAUUCAGUGGUGUUGGUUUGCCAUUGUUGUCUGAUAAGGUGUAUACAUGUAUUAAGGAAACAUGUGGGUCGUCAUUUCACAUUUCCAAAGUUAACCAAGCCUUCAGUGUAAAUGGAGCUUUAACUGUGUACCAGUGUGGUGGACAUUGUGAGAGUGUAGAUGGUAUCGGCAUUUAUAGUUAUAUAUAGAUAGAAAAAUAAAAGUGUUUUGUUUUGUC
Pecten maximus is the source of this 2315-nucleotide messenger RNA. RefSeq names its product THUMP domain-containing protein 3-like. Gene Ontology annotation, molecular function: RNA binding; tRNA (guanine) methyltransferase activity. The record is from RefSeq and is a predicted model, not a curated record. Gene Ontology annotation, biological process: tRNA methylation. NCBI's taxonomy places the organism in Eukaryota, Metazoa, Mollusca, Bivalvia, Pectinida, Pectinidae. The transcript has 9 exons. Bases 120 to 1811 code for a protein of 563 amino acids.